AUGCGGGAGUACUUCUUCCAUCUAUCCUUCGAGCUCCAUCCUUUGCGCUCUUCGCCGGAUACAACCUUCACCCCGCCGCCGCAGACGGACAUCUUCACAUCAGAGCUCCCAGCACAUAGGCGAGCCUCGUGGAGCUCAGCAUCGCCGGUACCUAGGGCCUACAGCGCUACCGCCUCCAGUAGCGAGCUUCCUGCACGACCUGCCAACUCUCGACGGCUCAGUCAGCGCACGCGACUCUCGUUCUCGAACCGCCACGAUAGCCCGGUGCCAGUCGGCAAGCCAACGACCAAGAGCGGACACAAAAGGACGCAGAGCUUUGCUGCCCACGAGGAUUGGCGAUUCGACACGAUAUCCAUCCUCAGCAUCGACAUGCUCCCAAGCAACAGCGACGACACACCGCAGCCCCACGCAAACCCCCUCAAACAUGCUGCAACCUCCGGUGGCCUAGCGACCAAGGGCAAGUUCAUACCCUCCGACCCCAAGAACACCGAGGUGGGCUGGGGCGUCGUGCACCUAUUUCGUGAUGGAGGUGAGACACCAGGGCUGUACGACGAGGUUGGGGGUGCGGACGGACCCUUCGUUGAACAGAACUGCACGACCCUCUGCAUACUGGCUGUGCCCUCGUACAUGACGCCGUCGGACUUUCUAGGCUUUGUUGGAGAGCAGACAAGAGAGAAUGUCUCGCACUUCAGGCUCAUCCGGACCAGCAGGGCAAACAAAUACAUGGUGCUGAUGAAGUUUCGGGAUGCAAGCCAGGCGAGGGCGUGGAAGAAGGAGUGGAACGGGAAGGCAUUCAACAGCAUGGAGCCCGAAUACUGCCACGUCGUUUUUGUCAAGUCCAUCAACUUCCGAGACGGCGACUCUUCCGCGCGCGACCCCUCCUCGUACCCUGAUCUUACCAACGAUCCGUUCACGCCGGCUGCAUCCAAAGAGCCUACUGCUCCGCUGACCCCCGCGCCGAGCGCCUCCCCCUCUGCAGAAAACGCAAACACUUCGCUUGCGUCUUCGCUCACCACCAAACCACAUGCUCCGCCCACGCCUGCACUAGUCGAGCUGCCGACAUGCCCUGUCUGCCUCGAGCGCAUGGACGAGACUACCGGGCUUCUGACGAUACUUUGCCAGCACGUCUUUCACUGUGCUUGCUUGGAGAAGUGGCGCGGCUCAGGCUGUCCAGUCUGUCGCUACACCCAAAACGACGCCUUCACAUCGCAUCGUGGCCUUGAUGGCGAGGCUCCAGAGAACAACUGCAAGGAAUGUGGCGCUACUGAGAAUCUGUGGAUCUGCGUCAUCUGCGGUAAUAUAGGAUGCGGACGCUACGACGAGGCCCAUGCGUUUGCUCACUAUGAGAGCACAAAACACGCUUACGCUAUGGACGUGGCAACACAACAUGUCUGGGACUACGCAGGUGAUGGCUACGUCCACCGUCUGAUCCAAAACAAGGCCGACGGUAAGCUCGUUGAUCUCCCCGCCUCGACACACCAGACGUUCGGCGCAGCUAGCAUGACCGGCUACGCCAACGACACUGUUCCCCGUGAAAAGUUGGACAACAUGGGCAUGGAGUACGCCUACCUGCUCACAUCCCAGCUCGAAUCGCAGCGAGCCUAUUUCGAGGAACAAUUGGCCAAGGCUACGGACAAGAGCUCAAAAGCCGCGGCGGCUGCGGAGGAGGCAACGCGUAAAGCGACCGCCUUGGACCAGAAGUUCAAGGCUCUGGAACUCCAACAUUCCGAAGCUGUGGCUACCAUGGCCAGCCUAGAGAAGGAGAGCGCGCGCAACAUGCAGAAGGCAACGUCGGCAGCAGACCUUGCACGUACCUUGACCAAACAAUACAAGGAAGAGAAGACUGUCAAUGACUCUCUCCUCGCGCGGAUCAGGCAUCUUGAGAAGAUUGCUGCGGACGCUGCAGCCAAGGUGAAAGCAUUGGAUGCGCAGAAAGCGGAUUUGGAAGAGCAGAACCAUGACCUCACCAUGUUCAUUAGCGGCGCGCAGAAGAUCAAGGAAAUGCAAGCAAACGAGGUUUUUGGCCUGCAGGAAGGAGAGGUAGAAGGCGGGACGAUUGAAGUUGGCAAGAAAAAGAAGGGCAAAGGGAAGAAGGUGUAG
Messenger RNA from Ascochyta rabiei, 2100 nucleotides. Its product is annotated as RING-type E3 ubiquitin transferase. The transcript has a single exon. Bases 1 to 2100 code for a protein of 699 amino acids. The record is from RefSeq and is a predicted model, not a curated record. Gene Ontology annotation, molecular function: ubiquitin protein ligase activity; zinc ion binding. Gene Ontology annotation, biological process: Ras protein signal transduction; protein ubiquitination. Gene Ontology annotation, cellular component: cytoplasm. NCBI's taxonomy places the organism in Eukaryota, Fungi, Ascomycota, Dothideomycetes, Pleosporales, Didymellaceae.